Messenger RNA from Alosa sapidissima (American shad), 3052 nucleotides. RefSeq names its product excision repair cross-complementation group 3 (gene ercc3). Gene Ontology annotation, biological process: nucleotide-excision repair; transcription initiation at RNA polymerase II promoter. NCBI's taxonomy places the organism in Eukaryota, Metazoa, Chordata, Actinopteri, Clupeiformes, Clupeidae. Gene Ontology annotation, molecular function: 3'-5' DNA helicase activity; DNA binding; hydrolase activity. The transcript has 15 exons. Gene Ontology annotation, cellular component: transcription factor TFIIH holo complex; transcription preinitiation complex; nucleotide-excision repair factor 3 complex. Bases 131 to 2482 code for a protein of 783 amino acids. The record is from RefSeq and is a predicted model, not a curated record.
UCAUGUCAUACGUCGUUUCUAAUGCGUGCGGAGUAGGUCACGACCAUGGGUGUACUCUCACUUCUCUCGUAAAAUAGAAGUUAAACAAAAACUGUCAUUAUAAAGUCCCGUGUUAGUUUUAACCGACAGCAUGGGGAAACGAGAUAAAGGAGAUCGAGAGCGCAAGUCCAAGAAACGGUACCAUGAUGAGGAGGACGAUGAGGAAGAGGCAUCGACUGCAGGUGACACGCAGGAAGCCAUCCCUGCCGCGGCCGGGAAACAGGUGGACGAGGCCGCUGUCCAACAGGAUGAGUAUGGCGCCAAAGACUACAGACUUCAGAUGCACCUGAAGAAUGACUAUGGAUCACGUCCUCUCUGGGUGGCCCCGGAUGGACACAUCUUUCUUGAGGCUUUCUCUCCAGUCUACAAGUAUGCCCAGGACUUCCUGGUGGCCAUAGCUGAGCCCGUGUGCAGGCCGAUCCACUUACACGAGUACAAGCUGACUGCAUACUCGCUCUACGCUGCCGUUAGUGUGGGCCUACAGACCUCCGACAUCAUCGAAUACCUGGAGAAGCUCAGCAAGACGUCAGUGCCUGAUGGCAUAGUGCAGUUCAUCAAGCUUUGUACAGUGAGCUACGGCAAAGUCAAGCUGGUCCUGAAACACAACAGAUACUUUGUGGAGAGUGCCUUCCCUGAGGUGAUCCAGAGGCUGCUGCAGGAUGCAGUGGUCAAAGACUGCCGUCUGCGCACCACUGAUGGGGACGAGACUGAACUCAUCACAGAGGUCAUCUCCAGCAAAUCUGCGAUCGCCAAGUCGGUGGCGGAUAACGGGGCGUCGUCCACCUCUCAGGCCGGCGAGGCUGCGCCCUCUGUGCCAGAGGACAUCUUUAGCUACUACGAGCAGAUGGACAAGGACGAGGAGGAGGAGGAGGAGACGCAGACCGUGUCCUUCGAGAUCCGCCAGGAGAUGAUCGAGGAGCUUCAGAAGCGCUGCAUCCAGCUGGAGUACCCCCUCCUGGCGGAGUACGACUUCCGCAACGAUACGGUCAACCCCGACAUCAACAUGGACCUGAAGCCUACGGCCGUGCUAAGACCCUACCAGGAGAAGAGCCUCCGCAAAAUGUUCGGCAACGGGCGCGCCCGCUCCGGUGUCAUCGUCCUGCCCUGCGGAGCGGGUAAGUCUCUGGUCGGCGUGACCGCGGCGUGCACCGUGCGUAAACGUUGCCUGGUGCUGGGGAACUCGUCCGUGUCGGUGGAGCAGUGGAAAGCCCAGUUCAAGAUGUGGUCGACCAUCGACGACUCGCAGAUCUGCCGCUUCACGUCCGACGCCAAGGACAAGCCCAUCGGCUGCUCGGUGGCCAUCAGCACCUACUCCAUGCUGGGCCACACCACCAAGCGAUCCUGGGAAGCCGAGAGGGUCAUGGAGUGGAUGAAGAGCCAGGAGUGGGGUCUCAUCAUCCUCGACGAGGUGCACACCAUCCCUGCGAGGAUGUUCCGCCGUGUUCUGACCAUCGUGCAGGCCCACUGCAAGCUGGGCCUGACGGCAACGUUGGUCCGAGAGGACGACAAGAUCGUGGACCUGAACUUCCUCAUCGGGCCCAAACUCUUUGAGGCGAACUGGAUGGAGCUGCAGAAUAACGGAUAUAUCGCCAAGGUCCAAUGUGCUGAGGUGUGGUGCCCGAUGUCUCCUGAGUUCUACCGGGAGUACGUGGCCAUCAAGACGAAGAAGCGCAUCCUCCUCUACACCAUGAACCCCAACAAGUUCCGCGCCUGCCAGUUCCUCAUUCGCUUCCACGAGCGCCGCAACGACAAGAUCAUUGUUUUCGCCGACAACGUGUUCGCGCUCAAGGAAUACGCCAUUCGCCUUAACAAACCUUACAUCUAUGGACCCACGUCGCAAGGGGAGCGCAUGCAGAUUCUACAGAACUUCAAACACAAUCCCAAGAUCAACACCAUCUUUAUCUCCAAGGUGGGUGACACCUCCUUUGACUUGCCCGAAGCGAAUGUUCUCAUCCAGAUCUCGUCUCACGGCGGCUCCCGGAGACAGGAAGCGCAGAGACUCGGCAGAGUCCUCCGUGCCAAGAAGGGGAUGGUGGCUGAGGAGUACAACGCCUACUUCUACUCACUGGUGUCCCAGGACACUCAGGAGAUGGCUUACUCCACCAAGAGACAGCGCUUCCUCGUCGACCAGGGCUACAGCUUCAAGGUGAUCACUAAGAUGGCGGGCAUGGAGGAGGAGGAGCUGAUGUUCUCCACGCGUGACGAGCAGCAGCUGCUCCUGCAGAAGGUCAUCGCCGCCUCCGACCUGGACGCUGAGGACGAGGUGGUCAGCGGAGAGAUGGGCAUCGGGAGGCCUCAGUUCUCGCGGCGGCCAGGUAUGAUGAGCUCCAUGUCUGGGGCAGAUGACGCCGUCUACAUGGAGUACCACUCUGGCAGGGGCAGCAGAGCUGCAGCUGCAGGGAAACACCUGCACCCUCUCUUCAAGCGCUUCCGGCACAAGUAGCCCCUCAGAACCCGCAAACUGCCCCAUGCAUGUCCCCAAGGGGGUGAAGAUAGACCCUCCCUGUUCCAGGCCUAUACACCCCCUCACACACACACACACACACACACACACACACACACACACACACACACACACACACACCCAUGGCUUCACAGGUGGUGCAGAGGAAAGGGCUGAAGGGGAAUUACCUGACACAAGGAACCCGAGUUUGUUUGAAUGCGAAGGCGACAGGUGAACUCACCUGUGUGUAGAGACUCCGAUCAGACAGGAGCGCUGGCCUCACCUCGGCCUCCCCUAGAGGAUGUUUAUCAUUGUGAAGAGACUUUUCAUUGCAUAUUGUUUGCUGAGUCAUAAGGUCUCCUUUUUUGCAAACAUUUUCGUUUUGUUAUUAAAUGAUUUGUGUGUGUUUAUGUUGGGAGAAUGCUGAACAUGAACAUGCUAAACAUAUUCUGUUGUGUUUUCUUUGGCAUUACAUUUCAUUCCAGUAAUUCAGUUAUUCACUGCAGUAAUUUACAGCAUUGAAAUGGAGUAAUAAAAAGAUUAAUAAAUAAAAGUAUUUUUGUCACAGUC